Adelges cooleyi (spruce gall adelgid) is the source of this 949-nucleotide messenger RNA. RefSeq lists its product as uncharacterized. NCBI's taxonomy places the organism in Eukaryota, Metazoa, Arthropoda, Insecta, Hemiptera, Adelgidae. The coding region runs from base 227 to 949 and encodes 240 amino acids. The record is from RefSeq and is a predicted model, not a curated record. Gene Ontology annotation, cellular component: membrane. The transcript is spliced from 5 exons. Gene Ontology annotation, biological process: sensory perception of taste.
UAAAUGUACCUUUUGUCACUUCUACUUGUCGGUUGUCGUUUCGUUGCAGAUAUUGUUCAUUAAAGUGUGCAUCGAAGGUUUGGCGGCAUUGUUGACCAUCAUAAUAUCUGCGCACAAAAGCUUCAGCUUUCUUGCACUGCUGGACAAGUUCAACAGAGUCGACCGGGUCUCCUUGCAAAUCCAAUGUGAGCAAAUCGGACGCGCACAAAUAUAUUACACGUUGUACAUGGGUUUUGUUGUCGUUUACUCCUAUUUAUCCGUGUUCGGCACCAACAAACAAAAUAUCAAACAUGUUUUUUGGCCGUUGACGUGCUGUUUGAAUAUGUUGGCGUCCGCGCAAUAUGCCAUAUUCAUGAGGAUAUUGAGAAAUAAAUACGAAAUGGCAAACGGCUUAUUUCAAAGUUAUAUGGAUAACACAAGGACCUAUAUGCAACUCAUGUAUCCAAGGGAAAUAGACCGUUUAUUCGCAGAGCUACGCUAUAUAACCAAUGAAGUUAAGACACAUUACGCCGCCAAUACCCUUUUGUUUGUGGUCGUGACUGCUGCUAUUUUCGUGUCCGAUGUAACGAUAUUAUCAUGUCAUCUCAUCUACAAAGCUCAUGCACAUAUGAAUAAACAAGCGUUUUUUAUAAGCGUUUUUCGCCUAAUAUUUUUUUUCUUUUUUGUUCGAGAGGCGCACAAUACAAUACAAUCGACCAAACAGACAGUACUCAUUGCACACAAAGCAUUAUCGAGGACUAACAAUGCGGUUAUUUCUAAAGAAUUGGACACGUUCAUAUUGAGCUGUUGGAUUCAUCCGAUUGUAUUUGAUGUUUAUGAUUUGUUUGACUUGGACUAUCAACUUAUUCAAUCAAUUUUGGUAGCAGUGGCUACUUAUACAGUUGUGCUCGUGCAAAUUCAACUGGCUCUUCUGGAACACGCAUCCAAGGCAAACUCUGCGAUUGUUUAA